Molecule: messenger RNA, 2517 nt
Organism: Suillus paluster
Lineage: Eukaryota; Fungi; Basidiomycota; Agaricomycetes; Boletales; Suillaceae
Exons: 13
Coding region: 1-2517 (838 amino acids)
Source: RefSeq, a predicted model, not a curated record
AUGGGCUCCGACCGGGCGAAAUUCUGCAAUCUGUGCGAACAGAAUAUUAAACCACGUGGUUGGGCCACUCACCGAAAGGCCUGCGAGAGGAACACGCAAAAGCGGGCACAUGAUGAACGCGUUGUGGAAUCAAUCAGGCAGCGAAAAGAGGAUCAACCAUUUUUCCCUGGCGAUGAUGGAGACCUCGAAUAUCGUGAAUUCGAGGUUGAUGAUAUCAAAGUUGUACAUCACCCAAAGAGCGGGAUCCCAACAAAAGUUCAUGUGUUCGGUGAUUUCAAGCGCCACCCGGCCCAUCACUCCUCGUGGUCCGCUCCUGAACCUGACGCACAACCUUGGCGUCCCUUCAAGUCUCGUUUAGAGUUUGAUAUCGCUGAAAUUGCCCUCGAAGCGGCCCUCAAUAAUGCUCAGACUGACCGUCUCCUUGACAUCUGCCGCCGUUGUGCGCGGCAGUCAGAGAAAUUCACUUUCCAGCACCAUAAGGACAUCCGUGCCAAGUGGGAUGCUGCCUCUCAAUGCUUUACGAAAGACGUGGUUUUGAUACCCUUCGCUGAUAAAUCUUGGGACUUUGAUGUCUACUAUCGUGAUCUUUGGGGAUGGGCCACCGACCUCCUCAAUGAUCCUUAUCUAUUUCCUCACUUUCAUUUUGAUGCUCAACACUUGUCGAAAUUCAAUGGGCAGUCAUUUGAACACUUUGUGGACGAGCCCUUUAUGGCUCAAAACUUCUGGGAUGCUCAAUCGCAGCUGCUGCCCGAUGCAAAACCCCUUGCCUUCAUUUUGUAUGCUGACAAGACGAAAUUAUCCAGUUUCGGUAGUGCGAAAGGGUACCCUGUCGUCACACGAUUAGCCAACCUACCCACUGACAUUCGCAAUGGUCAGGGGAUGGGUGGCGGUUAUAUUGUUGGGUGGCUUCCCGUGGUGAAGGAAGAUAAGCAACACUCUGGCAAGCCGGCGUGGGCCAACUUUAAGGCUACAGUAUGGCACAAGUCCUCCGAAAGGAUCCUCUCUUUGCUAGCAACAAAAUCCAAUAUGGGACAAUGGUUCGAGUGUUUAGACAGGGUUCAGCGCUGGUUUUUUCCAUUAAUACUAAUCUUAUCGUCCGAUUUUGAGGAGCAGUCCACAAUGUCACUCACUCGAGGUGUCAGGGCCCUUUGGCCCUGCCCCGUUUGCCUGGUUCCACACGACAAACUUAGUGAUACAUCACACUGCUAUCCACGUCGCACAUCCUGUGACUCGCAGGCUAUCCUAGCAACUGCACGAGCAAAGGACACCGCAGAAGAGAGGGAGGAGAAUGCAUUUUGGACAAUGAAGUCUACCGAUGUGCAUCGUGCACUGUCGUGGGACAAACUGCACUUUCACUCUGGUGGUGAAUGGUCGGAUCACUUGUGGGUCGAGCUUCAAAAGUAUAUCAAUGGUCUUGGACAAGACAAAACAUCUCAAGUAGAUAAGAACUAUCAAGCAUUUCCCCGUUGGCGAGAUCAGAAGCACCCAAACCAAGUAAUGAACAUUUCGUUUACGGACAACUCUGUGCAUGAAGACAUUUCGAAGAUGAUGAUAUAUGCUACCCAUGACAUUCUAACUGAGCGGGACUGUCCUCUCGGUUAUUUACUCCUUCGUUGUGUCCGUCUUUACCUCGAACUUGAUAUGUACGCCUCACUUGAAGUUCACACGGCCGAAACUAUCAGCAGUGGCCAUCACACACACCGCAUGUUUUCGGCCAUUUUGCAUCUGACGAGAACGGAAAAAAAUUGGAAUUAUCCGAAAUUACAUAUGGACCUGCAUAUUUUUGAUGACGUCGAAGCAAAAGGAGCUACCCGGAAUUAUAAUACAAAGCCCAACGAGAAGAUGCAUGGCUCAUUAAAGGAUUCGUAUUUGCUGCGGACAAACUUUCGUGAUGUAGCAGAACAGAUCCUCCAAAUCAAUCAGUGGCAAGUUGUUGCGGAUCGUAUCCGUCGGCGCUUAUAUGAAUAUGACGAGCAUCAACGUCAAUUACAUGAAGAAGACUUGCUGGAGGAAGAGGACUUCAUCGCGAAUGUUGUCGAGCGCCCUAUCUCAACCGGCGGUUCCUUUCAUGUCAAACUUGGAUCAAAACAACCUUCGGAGACCUUUGAUGCGAUUGAGAAAGCUCAUCAGGAUGACCAAGCGUUUGGUAAUUUCCGCAUCAAACUCAAUGAUUUCCUUAAUGUUCUGUUACCCUCAUCGAAUAUACCACUACCUGACAGUAAACAAGAUAAAGUCAUUAUUGGCCGGCUGCUCUUCCUUUUCGAAUGUCUGAUUCAGGACCACAAAUUUCCCCUUGCUCUUAUUCACCCCUUUGAUGACAGGGAUCUAAACCUUUUCAGAGUUCGAGCAAGACGACGAGCAGAGGCACAGUUUUUUUCAGUCAGAUCCAUCAUACGUGGAGCGCUUCUGGUACCGGAUGGGCCUUCUGAUUACCUUGUAGUUGAUACUGCAGAUACAGACAUGUUUCUUCGCAUGAAGAUGAUGCAUCUAGAGGCAGGGCACAUCGUGCGCGUUUGA